AUGCGGGAGCUGGACCCGCUGGUCAACGAGUACCAGCAUGACAGGCAUCGGCCGAGGGACUCAGAGGCCCUUCUGAUUCUCCAAAAGAUCGCUUCUUUGGUGAAACCGAUUAUGCGCCGACGAUCAUGGCGUGUUGGUACUUUGAGCGAGUUCUACCCCCACCAGCAGAAUCUUCUGGGCCUUAAUAUCAACGGCGGUCAAAAGAUCUGUCUUCGCCUUCGACAUUCGGGGGACCAGAAUCAGUUUUUACCUUUCGACCAGGUAGUAGACACUAUGUUACAUGAAUUAUGUCACAUUGUACACGGACCACAUAAUCAACAGUUCCAUGCCCUCUGGAACCAAUUACGUGAUGAACAUACAGAGCUUGCCAUUAAAGGGUAUACCGGCGAGGGAUUUAUGUCACACGGAAGACGUUUGGGUGGACAAAAGGUACCCAUUGAUGAAGCUCGUAGACAGGCCCGAGCCGCUGCAGAGCGGAGACGGACCCUCUAUGCCGGAUCGGGACAAAGAGUUGGAGGCACAGGGCCUGCGCGUGGCGCCGACAUGCGAAGGAUCAUAGCUGAUGCUGCGCAACGACGCAUAGACGUGACCCAGGGUUGCGCCUCCGGAGCAGAUAACUCUACUGAACUUGCGGAGGAAGCCUCGAGGAGUGGCUUCCGAACCAAGGCCGAGGAAGAUGAUGCAAACGAGCAAGCGAUAAUGCAAGUAUAUAUUGACCUGAUUGAGGAGGAAGAAAGAGAGAAGUACGGGCCCUCGUACAUUCCUCCUAGUCAGGACAACCCAGCCGGGCCUCGAACGACCCUUUCCCCCCCACCGGUACCCGACCAUACCAAGCCGAUCGUGCCGGUUCAGGAUGAGGGUGCAAUCGAUCUUACGAUCGAUGAUAGUGCCUUUGCCGAUUCAUGGACGUGUCCAACGUGCACGCUUGUUAACCCUUCUAAUUUUCUAUGUUGCGAUGCAUGCGCAUCGGAACGUCCUCGCCCCGUCAAUUCUCGAUCCGUUUCUGGUCCGCCUACCGCGGCAAGGUCUAGGUCUAGCACUCCUAGUACGCAGAAUAAGGGCAAAGGCCCUAUAAACCGUACGAUUGGACACAGAUCUUUCAAGAACCGAAAGAACGCUGUUGAAUCGCUGUCCAGCAUUGAGAAAAACGCCCAGGAACGGCCACUGGGUUGGCUAUGUAAUUCUUGCGGUGCCUUUAUGGAGACGGAGUGGUGGACUUGCUCGAGCUGUGGGAAGAUGAAACAAGCAUCCUGA
Messenger RNA from Aspergillus puulaauensis, 1254 nucleotides. RefSeq names its product metalloendopeptidase WSS1. The transcript has 2 exons. The coding region runs from base 1 to 1254 and encodes 417 amino acids. The record is from RefSeq and is a predicted model, not a curated record. Lineage: Eukaryota; Fungi; Ascomycota; Eurotiomycetes; Eurotiales; Aspergillaceae.